Molecule: messenger RNA, 2189 nt
Organism: Tripterygium wilfordii
Lineage: Eukaryota; Viridiplantae; Streptophyta; Magnoliopsida; Celastrales; Celastraceae
Product: ABC transporter G family member 26-like
Exons: 9
Coding region: 70-2139 (689 amino acids)
Cellular component (GO): membrane
Molecular function (GO): ABC-type transporter activity; ATP hydrolysis activity; ATP binding
Source: RefSeq, a predicted model, not a curated record
AGGUAAACCCACGUUUAAAGUUAGAGACUUGUAAUUCUUGUUUUGGGAAAGUAUUGGGUGUGAAAGAAGAUGGAAAUAGAAAGAGUGAAUGAGAUUGAAGACAUGACAUUGUCUCUUCCAACAAUGGAGUCUAUGCAAUUUGCAGGAAGCACUGGUUUUGGUCCCAACAUUGAGUUCAUGUCUCAAGCUUACCUCAGAAACAGAUUCUCAGAGAUUGACAUAGAAGAUGAUUCCUCAAACAUGAACAAAGAUCACCCUCUUCCCAUAUUUCUCAAGUUUGAAGAUGUGGAGUAUAAGGUGAGAAAUAGCCAAGCUUCCUCUAUAAACCCAGUGAAGGCAGUGGUUUCAAACGUAGCUUCACAGCUGAACUUGGAGCAAGACAAUUACAAGCACAUUUUGAAGGGUAUAACAGGAAGCAUUGGCCCCGGUGAAAUCCUCGCACUGAUGGGCCCUUCCGGUAGUGGUAAAACGACCUUAUUGAAGAUCAUAGGAGGGAGAUUGACAGAUAGUAAUGUUAAAGGAAAUGUAACUUACAAUGACAUCACAUAUAUUCCAUCUCUUAAGAGAAGGAUUGGAUUUGUGACACAAGAAGAUGUGCUAUUCCCACAGCUUACAGUGGAAGAAACCUUGGUUUUCGCUGCGUUUUUGAGGCUUCCGGGGAACAUGAGCCGCAAGCAGAAGUACGCCAGAGUGGAGAUGAUUGUGAAAGAGUUAGGCCUUGAAAGAUGUCGUCACACAAGAGUGGGAGGAGGGUUCGUUAAGGGAAUAUCGGGAGGGGAACGAAAGAGAACUAGUAUUGGUUAUGAAAUUCUUGUUGAUCCUUCAUUGUUGUUGCUUGAUGAACCAACUUCUGGCCUUGAUUCUACAUCGGCUAAUAAACUUCUCCAAAUUCUUCAAGGAGUAGCCAAGGCCGGAAGGACUGUAAUCACAACGAUACACCAGCCUUCAAGCAGAAUGUUUCACACUUUUCACAAAUUAUUGCUGAUAUCAGAAGGGUACCCUGUGUACUAUGGAAAGGCUAGAGAGUCCAUCGAGUACUUUUCUUCAUUGGGGUUCAUCCCAGAAAUUUCCAUGAAUCCUGCAGAGCUCCUUCUUGAUUUAGCGACCGGACAAGUGAAGGACAUAAGUAUUCCUGAUGAUAUAUUAGCAGCACAAGGGACCGGUCUUGAUUCUGAGAAGACAGUAAUCAAGUAUCUGCAACUCAAGUACAAGACCAAGUUGGAACCAAAAGAAAAAGAAGAGCAUCAUCGGAACACGAAAGCCCCAGAGCAUCUUCAAUUGGCAAUUCAAGUUAAGAAAGACUGGACAUUAACUUGGUGGAAUCAAUUCUCAAUACUCUACAAGAGAACAUUCAGGGAAAGAUAUAGAGACUAUUUUGACAAACUAAGAUUAGUUCAAGCUCUUGGAGUUGCUGUCCUGUUAGGCCUUCUUUGGUGGAAAUCACAAAUUGCAACUGAGGCUCAACUAAGAGAUCAGGUUGGAUUACUUUUCUAUAUCUGCAUUUUCUGGACAUCUGCAUCAAUCUUUGGAGCGGUAUAUGUAUUCCCGUUCGAAAAGAUCUAUCUAGUGAAAGAAAGGAAAGCAGACAUGUACCGGCUAAGCGUGUAUUAUAUUUGCAGCACUCUCAGUGACAUGGUUGCUCAUGUGUUCUACCCUUCAUUAUUCAUGGUCAUAGUCUACUUCAUGGCUGGUUUUAAGAGGACAGUCCCUUGUUUCUUCUUGACACUCAUUGCCAUACUAUUGAUAGCUAUCACAAGCCAAGGAGCUGGAGAACUGUUAGGAGCUGCAGCUUUGAGUAUCAAAAGAGCUGGCAUGAUUGCAUCUUUGAUACUGAUGCUGUUUCUCCUCACAGGAGGUUACUAUGUCCAGCAUAUACCAAAAUUCAUGCAGUGGUUGAAGUACUUGUCAUUCAUGUACUAUGGAUUUAGACUGCUAUUGAAAGUGCAAUACUCAGGAGAAGAGUACUAUGAGUGUGAAAGCCAUGGUGGUUGCAGAACACUGCAGAGUUCUCCUUCCUUUGACACUGUGAACUUGAAGGGUGGAUUGCAAGAAGUCUGGGUUUUGCUAGCAAUGGCUCUGGGGUUUCGCUUGUGUGCUUACUUUGCCCUUAAAAGGAGAAUCAAUGUAUGCCAUCUUUGAAAGAUUUGGACAAAGAUCUCACAUUUGAUAAUGUCAAAUUAUGAGUAGUG